GUAAUGUCCAGCUGCCAACUACCAGGUACAGAGCAUCCCAGCUCCAGGGACUUUCUGUGUAGUGCUACCUCAUGUAUAGCGGUGAAGUUCCUCUUGUUGCACGCUCCUCGCUACAUUAUGUUGAAUAUCAGACUCCUUCUCGUCAGUAGUUUCAUCUCGUUGAAGCCACUUCCAAUGAUCGUUCAUGAGAUGUUUCCACGCAUCGACUCCGCCGCAGAGGAAUGAUGCACUGGACGAUUGAAGCCCUGCCCAAACCCAAUGCUACCUAAGACACGGGACGUCGCUCGUCCUCAUCUAAACCCUCAGCUAUCGACGCAGAGCUUGAAGCUGUAGCAUCUACUAGACAAUGGAAAGAGGAAUACUACACAGGAGCCCGCUGGGGGCCACAUCGGUGCCGACACACUCCCUUGUACAGUACCUACCGACGUAGCUGGGAGCAGCCUAUAACGGCCACCAGGGCCAGGGAGGCCAUCUCCCGCACCAAGUCCAAACCACAAGCGUCUUCCGCAGCCGGGCCUGAAACAUCCCCAUUUGUCCACCCACCACUACUAGCGACACCUCCGGUGCAAUCCAUCAUCCUCAAUCCCCAAACCUUGGAAGAGGAUGACUGAUCAUCCUCUUUCGCGAAGUGCUAGAGGUUCUUGUCACUACUCCGCGCCUGCGUUCAGCCAACUCUUGGUGGACGAGGCCAGGAUCUAUUCCUGGGCACCGCCGGUUGAAGACCAGAGACUUGCCAGUGUACACACUCUUGAGCUGUGGUCGACUGCAAAAGAUCCUGAAACACUGGCGUCCGGCUCAAACGACCAACCACAUCCUUGGGCCGGGAAGUCCUCCGCACCCGAAAGCACCCUUCUGGCGAAUGCAGCUUACGACUCACAAGAGAAGGUGUCUUUUCACGCACGGGCACCCCUGUUGGCGGCUUGCGAGGAUCGAGGCAGUUAUCAAGCAGCCCAACCCCUGAAGAGAGCUCUUGCCAACGACUGGCAUUGACGGGUGAUCAGAGCAGAAUCUUCACAGGCUGGCAGCCUAUUAUUGCCAAAUAAUAUACUGUCAGCCUCCCGCUGUCCAGCUAUCACUGUUCCCCAUCUAAUGAGAAGACGCGCGGCAUGGUCACUAAUGUCGGUUCCUAGUCCAUCACAUGGGGCUCUCCGACCAGCCGAUAUUCAGAUUUUCCAAAGAACUUGAAUUGAAACACUGCUAGAGGAAGGAUUCGCCUACAAAAUGGCGCCUUGCUGUGUCACGCACCACCCCUGAACGCAGGACAUUACUAUUUGAACUCCUCCAACCUCACUGGAGCAGUAUGUCUCCCUCCUCCGUGUCUCCAAUGGCAAAGCGCGAGGCAACGACUGCCCACUGCAGGAACAAACCAUGAUGAAAAGAAUUUGGGCUAGCGACUGUGGCCGACGCUGAUUGAUGAUUGUCCUUGCCACCCCAACAGCUUCCUACUCUCGAGCAAAGCUUUGAGCUUCUGGAGCACUUGCCGGACCAGCCAUAUAUUCGAGCAUAGGAAACAGGCCAGCCUGGCGGGCGCAUUCUAUGGCUAGGAUCGAUCAUUGUGCACCGUCCUUGAUGGCAAUACGAAGUCUGGACAUGAACUUACGAAAGCAUCAUGCCACUAACCAGGGCAUUAUGCUUUGCGGGUAGCGUUCGACUCCACCGCGGAAGGAGCGCAGUGAGUAGAAGCUCGAGCUUCACUAUACAGUCCUUUCAAUCUGUCCCUUGAGGCGGAUACUGCAGGGGGACAAUCCUUGGUGGUGAGUUGAGUUGUCCAAUAUGCAAUGUAGUCUACCCUAAGGUUUGCCUGCGCCGAACCCUGCACUAACCGUUGCCGCGGAUCGGGCUAUUGUUCCCGUCCUUUUCAUCCUGAUCUUUCGCUACAAGUAGCGUACAUGAUAUUUGGGUUUAACUCCCUUCGGUACGGCCCUGGCAGGAUUGAAUGGGAAGGAUCGAGUCGCCCAAGGCAGACUGGGAUCCGCCGGGAGCGGACAGGCUUGUUGUAUUGUUUCUCUCAGGGCCCUGUACACUCGUUACGACUGUCCAGAUGAGCAGGUUACCCCCAUGAAAGUGGUGGGAAUGGCGGAGUGGUGAGAGCAUCCAAUCGCCGGGCGCGGGAGUGUUGCAGUCACCGAAACUCACAUGGGGGUUCUCGAGAUGGUAUGAUGGGCAGAUAUAUCAACAGGUGAGGCAACUUGGAUGCAGGCCAUUACCUGAUCAAUCUCUAGCGCAGAUGAGUACCUACGUACUAGUAUUUGAGGGAGAAAGAGCGGGAGAGGUAACAGUAAUGAUGUUUUUAAGGUGACAGUUUGUAUGUGACAAAGAUGAAUGUCCGGAUCUGCAGCCGUAUCUCCGUGCUGGUGCAAUUUGUUCUGUAGACGGUUGUGUUCGCUUCACGUUGUCUCUCCAAAGUCUAGAACCCAACAUCCUCGACACGCUGCAUCCUGGACCCCAGCGAAACACGAAAAGGGAGCUCCAGAAAACGACCUUCUCUGUCCUUUGUGAUCUCGGAUCUUUUGUGACGUCUUUCUACCAGGCCUUUGGACGCAUACAUCGAUUGUCCUCCAUCCCACGUUAUCAGGCUGGAGAUUCUCCCACUCUUCAACCUUGCUCAACCACGCAGGUUUGGCAAUGACCCUCCACUGCCAGCAUGAACUCUAUCACCGAGCCAUUACCUGGCCUCCUUGACGAUCCUCAGUUUCAAAUCUCUGAUCUGCCUGCUUUGACCGAAUUCCAAAUCGCUCCUCUACGCAACCCCGCGCCUACCAGACAUGGGAACGUCCCGUUGCCGCUGGAGCCCGGGGCCAACAACAUUAUACAAAGCAGUCGGACUACCAAGCAGAACACGCUUGCGGAGGAACGCAGCGAGAAGAAAAGAGCUCCCAAAAUCACACCCAAUGAUGUGCUGCUGGCUAGAGAAUCAAAGAAACCACAUUUGGCCAUUAGCGAACUGCUUGAAGCCAGAGAUGGUCAAGAAAUCGUUCCGACGCAGCUUCCUUCAUUCAUCAGUCUGUCAGUGGUGGAGAAAUCGCCCAUUCAGGCGCCCGCCACUUUGGAACAUCCCUAUGCUCAGAAGCGGCCGAGGAUCGAUGUGGAAAAUGAAUCCAAUUCACUGGAUUUGAUCCGACGACUGCCCCGGCCGGCACCGAAAGAUGAACGACAGAACCGGCCCGCCCCUAUGCUGCCCGCGAUGGUAACCGGACUACAUGAGCCUCCACCGUCUGCGGCUUUGCUCCCUUCUAUCGAUGUCGACUCCCGGCCUGGGCUAUCCCGCUCAAACACCACCUCCAAGAUCCAUGUCAAGGACAUAUUAACCGAAUCGGCCCAGUACACUUCCCCAGCUCAUGCCAACCCUUCCGCCAGUCAAGUUGAUCAGGAGACGCCCACGUCGAGGCAGCUUACAGGUGUUCACACCACCUCGUUACAGGAAGCUGCCGUGCCGGCCAACCCGAAGCCGGUAUUUGCACUGACCGCGUCGAAAGAUAGCAAGCCUCGGCGUACACGACGUAAAUGGUCCGAAAACGAGACGAGAGAUCUUCUAGCCGGCGUGAAGAAAUACGGUAUUGGCAAAUGGAAACAGAUCCUCGACGAUCCCUCUUUCGAAUUUAGUGAUCGCAGCUCAGUCGACCUCAAGGAUCGCUAUCGAGUAUGUGCAAACAAUGACUCAGUUCCUAGGACAGAUACAGGGUUUGUCAAAACGCCCCCUGACACCGAGACAUCAGCCUUUACAGAAGGCUCCGGUGCUCCUCCAGACUCCAGUGCUCCACCAGACUCCAGUGCUCCUCCAGACUCCAUCUCGCCGGAUAGGGGUGUUGGCACAAGUUCGUUGCGGGAUUCAGGUCAAUCCGGGAAACCGCGCCGCAAGCGCCGAGCCUGGACCACUAUUGAGGACAGGAAUCUGCUCAAAGGCGUGGGCAAACACGGAUUCCAAUGGACCGCCAUUCACGAUGAUCCUGAGCUUGACUUACACCACCGCCGAGCGACCGAUCUACGUGACCGUAUACGCACCAAGUAUCCAGAAGGCUAUAAGCACGCCGAGACUGCGCCCCUCAAAUCGGAGCUCAAAAGGACCGACAAGCUCGGCGGUCAAACAACUGUGCCGAAAGCUGCUGGUACAGGGACCGGCAAGGUUGGAAUCCCCGCCAGGAGCCCAGAGUCAUCAUCAACAUCGCCAAACCAUCAGGCCUCUUCUGCCUUACGUUCGAAUUCCAACAUUUCACUGCACGGCAUCGCUAUCAGUGGGCUGACAAAACGGUCCACGUCUUCCAGUAGCAUGACCAUGUUACUCCAUUCCGCGGAUAAAGAGGACCACCAGGACCGCGAAGGCGCCAAAGACAAAGACAAAGACUAUACAAGGGACAAGUCGAGCGAGAAGGACCAACAGCAACUACUACAACAACAGCAGCAGCAGCAGCCAGGCGUCACCUUGCCGAGCUUCACGCUUGAUGUCGGCGACAACAUGGAUUGGGAGGACAACAGGCUACCUCCGCUCCAUGAGUGGGAAGAAAUCGGUAUGUAACACGACAGCGGUCGCAUAGGGGCGUGCUGUCAAAUCACCGCCUUUCGAAUGGGCUUUUUCGAGCAAAAGAGCACGAUUUGCUCCAAGUGUGGAGCAGGAGUACCAAAAAAUAGGGUGAUUGCAAGAGCGCUUCCGCCAUCGCUGACUUCUUUUUUUUUUUUCUUUCGCUUUCGCUGCUUAGACAUGGUCCGAGCAGACCUUGGGUCUUGUAGCGACGUGAGGCAGCUGUAUGCAUAAAUGACAUGAUUUCAAAUCUGCUUAUGAACGUUGAUCCCCAUGUUACCGGCGAGGUAUCGGGUCCAGUACCUAUAUCGCAGUGCAGCAGUGAAUCUUACGAACUCGAAUUGUUGCUGAGCAGAAAUAGACAAACGCUGCGAGUACUAAGCAAAAACAUAGGAAACCUGGAUGUAGCUAAAAUGGCUUAAGCAGUAGUAGUUCAAUGUCUUCAUGUCAUUGCUUUUCAG
This is a messenger RNA of Exophiala dermatitidis NIH/UT8656, 4977 nucleotides long. RefSeq lists its product as uncharacterized. The transcript has a single exon. The record is from RefSeq and is a predicted model, not a curated record. Lineage: Eukaryota; Fungi; Ascomycota; Eurotiomycetes; Chaetothyriales; Herpotrichiellaceae. Bases 2645 to 4513 code for a protein of 622 amino acids.